Messenger RNA from Phoenix dactylifera (date palm), 2829 nucleotides. RefSeq names its product putative serine/threonine-protein kinase At1g54610. Gene Ontology annotation, molecular function: RNA polymerase II CTD heptapeptide repeat kinase activity; ATP binding. NCBI's taxonomy places the organism in Eukaryota, Viridiplantae, Streptophyta, Magnoliopsida, Arecales, Arecaceae. Gene Ontology annotation, biological process: protein phosphorylation; positive regulation of transcription elongation by RNA polymerase II. Gene Ontology annotation, cellular component: nucleus; cyclin-dependent protein kinase holoenzyme complex. The record is from RefSeq and is a predicted model, not a curated record.
GAUUAGGCGUGUGUCGUUGGGAACUCUAUUCCGCCGCGGCAGGGAGAAAACGGAAAGUUAUUAUUCUCCCACAGUGUUACUUGGUUUCGGCUGCCCUAGGAGCAGAUGUCACGGAUCGGACUCCUUCCAAGAAUCCAAAGAAAAGAGGAGAGGAAACAACCCAAGAAAAGGCCUUUAGGGUUCCAAAUCUCGCUGUUCUGAUCCCCGCGCGUCUCGAGCGAAGGCGGGGGAUUUGGCGUCGCUUUCCGCCGCGAAUCGGAUGGACGCGGCGGCCGAGGAGGUGGUGGCGGGGACGCCGAUUGGGCGGCGGCAGGAGGCUUUCUUCUGUGGUUAGUCUGGGCGGGGGUGUUAUCGUCUGUCGCUCCUGUGGAAGCCAUGGGCUGCGUCUGUGGCAAGCCCUCCGCGAUUGAGGACAGCAGGGAGAGCCCGAGGGGGAGGCCGCCGGCGCCGUAUACUGUGUCGGCGGCGCCGACGAAGCUGUCGGCAUCGGUGGAGCGAACGGCGGCCACGGCGGUGACGGUGUCUUCUUUGAGGCGCGAGGAGGUGGUGACCCUUAGGGGAGACGGAGGCGCGGUGUUGGUCGCGGAGAAGAAGCACAUGAGUGGUCCGAUUAGGGCUAAUGCACAGGAUGUUGAGAGGAGGAGGGAGAGGCUGGCUUACUCCAGUCAUCCUAUGAGGGUGGCUGGCGGUGUUCCGAAGGCUAUGGAAGGCGAGCAGGUGGCGGCUGGGUGGCCGCCCUGGCUUGCAGCGGUGGCCGGAGAGGCCAUUCGGGGUUGGGUGCCUCGCCGUGCGGAUUCCUUUGAAAAACUUGACAAAAUUGGCCAAGGAACUUAUAGUAAUGUUUAUAGAGCCCGUGAUCUUGAUAAUGACAAAAUUGUGGCUUUGAAAAAAGUGCGAUUUGACAGUCUGGAGCCUGAAAGUGUAAAGUUUAUGGCUAGAGAAAUUCUCAUUUUGCGCAGGCUUGACCAUCCAAAUGUAAUAAAGUUGGAAGGCUUAGUUACAUCACGGAUGUCUUGCAGUUUGUACCUUGUUUUUGAGUACAUGGAACAUGAUCUUGCUGGGCUUGCUUCUUUCCCUGGACUCAAGUUUACCGAACCCCAGGUAAAGUGUUACAUGCAACAGCUGCUAUGUGGGCUUGAUCAUUGUCAUAGUCGUGGGGUUCUGCAUCGAGAUAUUAAGGGUUCCAAUCUCUUAAUUGACAACAGUGGCAUCUUAAAACUUGCAGACUUUGGCUUGGCAAGCUUCUUCGAUCCUGAUCAUCGACACCCAUUGACAAGUCGUGUAGUUACUCUGUGGUAUAGACCCCCAGAGCUCUUACUUGGAGCCAGUAAUUAUGGGGUUGCUGUGGAUUUGUGGAGCACUGGUUGCAUUCUUGCUGAAUUAUAUGCAGGCAAGCCUAUAAUGCCGGGAAGGACAGAGGUAGAGCAGUUACACAAAAUAUUCAAGCUUUGCGGUUCUCCUUCUGAUGAAUAUUGGAGGAAAUCUAAGUUGCCUCAUGCCACCAUUUUCAAACCACAACAACCUUACAGGCGAUGUGUUCCUGAAACAUUUAAAGACUUCCCUCCAUCAGCUUUAGCAUUAAUAGAUGUCCUCCUUUCAAUAGAUCCAGCAGAUCGUGGAACUGCUUCUUCUGCCCUUAAGAGUGAGUUCUUUACAACGAAGCCCCUUGCUUGUGAUCCUUCAUGCUUGCCUAAAUAUCCUCCAAGCAAAGAAUUUGAUGCAAAACGUCGGGACGAGGAAGCUCGAAGGCAAGGGGCUGCUGGAGGCAAGGUGCAUAGACUUGACCUUGAAAAGAGAGGACUAAGAGAAUCUAGAGCAAUUCCUGCACCUGAUGCCAAUGCUGAGUUAGCCACAUCAUUGCAGAAAAAGCAAAGCCAGUCCAAUAUCAAAAGCAGAAGUGAGAAGUUCAAUCCACAUCAGGAGGAGGUUGCUUCUGGAUUUCCAAUCGAGCCACCUCGGCCAACUCCAGUCCUAGAAGCAACUGAGGAUUCUCAAUCUCAUUACCCUAACAGGUCAUCCUAUUCUGGGCCUUUGGUCCAUCGAAGUCAACGAUCAAGAGCUCGGAAGAAUGAGGAUGACAUACCUAAGCCUACUGCAGUUGCUAAUAUAUCAGAUUUGUCUGGAUUAAUGGCAGGAAGGAGGAACCUUUUAUCAGAUGAUGGCAGUGAAAUAAUUGGUGCUCAAUUAAAAGCAAUUGCCCCAGUAGGCAGGUUGUCCGAAUCUGGUAAUGAGCCCUCAGAUGCUAUCACAAAGUAUGAUCAAAUAUAUCAUGGGAAAGAAGAUGACAGGAGCAGCAACAUGGAUCAAUCUAUUCAGCAGAGUUGCGGAACUAAGGGAACCAAGAUCCACUAUUCUGGGCCGCUACUGCGCCCAUCAGGCAAUGUUGAUCAGAUGCUCAAGGAUCAUGACCGCCAGAUCCAAGAAGUCUUCCGACGGGCUCGGCUCGACAAGUCAAAAGUUAGGAAAGUUCAGGGCAAUGGUAACCAAAUUGGUGCCAAGCCGAGCGAUUUUGGCGCUAUUCCAGUGUAUCCCUCCAGCCGUGGGUCAUCGAUUCCAGUUUUUACUUCAAAUCGUGGACCUGUGCAGUAGAUGCUGCAGAAACGACUGCUGAAGUUUAGCAAUUGAUGUGAGGUUGGAACAACUGGAGCGGCUUUGGCUUCUUCACAAUUGGGGAAUUGUGGGUCUUUUGGCUGUCGGGUGAGAUUGCAGUCUCAGGGCAUGUACAGAGGUCUUUUUAUUGCUUGUCUAGUAUGAAUCUUUGUAAUGGAGAAAUGAUUUAUUAAUUGAGGUGAAUCUUAGCCAUCUAAAUCGAAUUGAAUUUGAGCUCUA